GUCGCGGAAGCGGCUGCGAGCCGCCCCGAUAUCUGAUUUUGCCACCCGGAUCACGUGUCCGGUCCUGAUUCAGAUUUCGACGCUCUUCCAUUUGAGCGCUGAUGCAUGAUGUGCGUUUCCAUUUCCAUUCUGACUCAUGGGUCCUUACAUACAUGCCAGGUCAAGUGCAUCGGUCGAAGUCUCCGUCGUGACUUGUGCAUGCUAGGUCCUGACGACGUGCAGGCGUUCUUUUACCUGCAGAACGGCCAGUCGUCUGAAUGAAUGGAAGCGCUCGCCGACGUCCAUUUGUCUGAGCAGCUCACCCGGCAGGCUUUUACUGUAGCCAGACCUCCUUGGACGUCUCCGGCAAAGCCCGUUCCUGUGACAACGAAAGAAUAGAAUUUCCAUGCCGUCACAGAUCAUCGCUCACUCGGAAGCCCCGUCAAAAAUGGGACGCCCCAGGUCCUCUACGCUCUUCUCUCCUUUCAUCUUCUUCGUCUCGUCGUCCUUUCCCCGCCUCCCCUUCCCAUCCCCUUACAUCUACGACCGCCCGGCUGCCGGCCUACUCGUCUCUCGCUCGCUACACGAAAACGCCACCGCCCUGCUCGACGCACACCCACGAUGGUCGCGUCGAAUCCUCUCUACUCGGGAUGGUCGGUGCAAAAGUUCCAGGCCACAGUCAUCAACGACGUGUGGCCCGAGGUCCUGUUCUUCUCCUCCGUCGCUGCCAUGGUCUCGGCUGUCACGCAGCUUACGAAGCAUAGCUUGGGGAUCUCGAAUGCCCUGCUGACGGUGCUCGGUACGGUGUUGGGUCUCGUCAUCUCGUUCCGCACGAGCACUGCGUACGAGAGGUACCAGGAAGGCCGAAAGCUCUGGACGACCAUCAUCAUCUCGUCGCGGCAUAUUGCUCAGAUGAUAUGGGUGCACGUGCCCACCGAGCGGACCGACAAGAACAAGCGCAAGCUGUCGACGCUGGAGAGCAUCAUCGAGAAAAAGAGCAUGGUCAACCUCGUGCAAGCCUUCUCCGUGGCCGUGAAGCACUUCCUCCGGGAUGAAGCGGGCAUCUACUUCGAAGACCUGUACCCGCUCAUCUGCUUCCUGCCCCGGUACGCCACCACCACCGGCGAACCCACGGCCGCGGACAUGCUCCCGCUCUGGGACGCGUGCGACGACGAGGAGUUCCCGCUCACGAGCGCGCCCACGACGGCCGCGCCGACGCGGGCCAACACGCCGUCGACGAUGAACCUCGACGCGAUGACGAACCCGGACCUCGACAAGAUCGCCGGGUCGAGCUGGCGGUCGGCGCGGCGCACGGGCAACAAGGCUUUCGACCCCGAGGCGGCGCUGGCGGACAUCCAGGCGCACCGCCCGCUGAAGCCGUCGCGCAACCCGCCGCAGACGACGCUGCUCGACUACUUCCCGUUCUUCCGCAUCUUCGUGUGGCUGUUCAGCUCGUGCAGCCGGCGCCUGACGCGCCGCGCGCGGAAUAUGAAGAGCAAGCACGCGCCGCUCACGGAGAGCAACGUCCCGCUCGAGAUCACGAUCUACCUCAAUGCGUACAUCGCGCAUCUGAUCAGCAACGCCUGGGUCAUGCCCGCGUUGGCGACGGGUCUCUUGAACAACGUCUCGAUGCUGCAGGACUGCAUGACGAACUUGGACCGCAUUGCGUCGACGCCUCUGCCGUUUGCGUACCAGGCCCACCUGCGCAUGUCGCUCUGGAUGUACCUGUUCUUCCUGCCGUUCCAGAUCGUCGAGCCAUUCGGAUGGCUUACCAUCCCGGGCACCGCCUUCGCGUCCUUCCUGCUGCUCGGCUUCCUCGAGAUCGGCCAAGAGAUCGAGAACCCGUUCAACUACGACCUGAACGACCUGGAUCUCGACGCGUUCUGCCUCUCGAUCCAGCGCGAGCUGCACGAGAUCACGGCGCACACGUCGCCGGACCCGACGCAGUUCGUGUUCAGCGCGUGGAACCAGCCGUUCGCGCCGACGGACCGGCGCAGCGCCGAGGAGCUGCUCAACGACGAGGAGUACACGCACGCGGACCACGGCGACGCCGAGCCCGGCAUCAGCAGCAUCCGCCGCAUCUUGCUCCGGAACUGGAAGGAUGUCGACCGCAUGACGCGGGAGUGAGCGCGGUGCCUUCUUUGGUGCCUUCUUUCCUUCCUCUCUCUCUCUUCUGGGGCGCUCGUUCGUAUUGUUGUUUUCCUGUCCUGUCAUGUCCUGCUCUCGUCGCAUCGUCAUCCACUCCCACAUUCAAAUAGAGUAACUACAUCCGCAUCCAUCACCUAGCAUACUUGUCUGCCCAACGGACGCACCCGCCCACUCUCGCUUUCCACCCCCGUCGUAGCAUUUUGCUUAUUUAUCAUAGACCCGGUCUGAAUGUGCUGCAGCAUUUCCGCGAUGCAUCGCGCACGACGGGUUGUUGCUUCGUGGUGAUCUGCCCGACUGGGACAGAUUACUGUGCUUUCCCCGUCGGUCUGGUUCAUCUUCGGUCCGGGAACCUUGUUCCCCUGAUUUCUCAACGGUUGCGAGGGCAGUUUCAAUUCGAUGCCCACAGCUCGGAAUUGGAUACUGUAGCUUGACUGCAUCAUCCCUGCGGCGGGAUCGUCCAGCUGGGUGAAUCCGCUCGCUUGUUUAGCAUGGAGACGCUGAGAUCACUCUCAUCCGCGGUGCUGACCCAGCUUCGUCCCCGUGUCCGUUAACGAAGACUGGUUGCCCGCACGUUUCGGGCUGGAUGUCUUUUCGAGCAGCCUCAGUAGGGUGAUUGAGAUACCUGGAAUGCUGAGGGUCCGGAACGCUCCCGCAUGAGAGAUCUCGUCGAGAACACCCGGGCUCACACUGUCUCUUCGGUUGCACCCUUACGCUCACAUGGUCACUGCGCAGGUUGGAGUCCCGUGCGAUACACGUGACCGCGUAGGGACCCUGAAACUUGACGGUGAUCAUACUUGCGCAUCUGAUUUUCCGUCCGCUGCUCUGACUUGAAAUUGAUUAACUUGACUCUCCUUUAGGCGUCAACACACAGUUGGCUCGCGUCGUUCACCGGCUUCCUCUCAAUACAAGCCUGUUUGCGUGCUGCUGUAUCCUCGAUCUAAUAUGAUCACCUCACAGUUGCGAGACAUUCUGUGGAGAAUGAGGGGGUUGUCUGCCUCAGAAAAGAAUUGCACGUGGAUACCGUGUCUAGGAUUUGAGUGUGUAUCAAUGGUGUAUUAAUGUUCACCGCAUGCGCU
This is a messenger RNA of Mycena citricolor, 3203 nucleotides long. The record is from the annotation of a GenBank genome assembly. NCBI's taxonomy places the organism in Eukaryota, Fungi, Basidiomycota, Agaricomycetes, Agaricales, Mycenaceae.